AUGACGACGCCGACUUCAUCGACUACCGCAGAUGGCGUCAAGGAAAGCACAGAGAUUGAUAUGGCUCUUCGAUUCCUGAACCACUGCCUUAGCAAUGCCGUGCAGGUGCACUAUCUCGUCACCAGCUCCCUGCAAGGGGGCGACUGGCAAACCUCCACGCUUCUGGGAGCUGAGGCGCAGGCAUACAUGGGUGCACUGCUUGCUGUGUAUGCGGCUAGCAGCGCUUUUCGGCGCCAGCUCGUGUCCGGGGACUCUUUGUACUACCUUCAGUGCUUGACAGAUGAGACAACACGGUCCGAUUUUGUGCGUGUUGCGGCAGCGCCGUCUUUUCCCUUUGCAUCUUUUUGA
Molecule: messenger RNA, 348 nt
Organism: Leishmania mexicana MHOM/GT/2001/U1103
Lineage: Eukaryota; Euglenozoa; Kinetoplastea; Trypanosomatida; Trypanosomatidae
Exons: 1
Coding region: 1-348 (115 amino acids)
Source: RefSeq, a predicted model, not a curated record